AUGCCUCCUCCCGAGGCCCUGCAACAGCCGUUCCACACGCUGUCGGUGCGCGACACCGCUGCCGCGCUGUCCACCGACACGAGUCGCGGGCUUAACAGCCCGCAGAUCGCCGCGGCGCGCGCCAUGCACGGCGAAAACUCGCUGGGCGACGACUCCAAAGUCGACUUCAAAGCCAUCCUGCUGCAUCAGAUCUGCAACGCCAUGAUCAUGGUGCUGUUCAUCUCCAUGGUCAUCACGCUCGCCAUUCGUGACUGGAUCUCCGGUGGUGUUAUUGCAUUCGUGGUGUUCAUCAACGUCGCCAUCGGCUCCUACCAGGAGUACAAGGCCUCCAAGACCAUGAGCUCGCUCAAGAGUCUCAGCACACCCUCUGCGCACGUCAUUCGUGACGGCAGCGACGUGGUUAUUCCCAGCAAAGACCUCGUGCCCGGCGAUCUGUGCGUCGUCAAAGCCGGCGACACCGUCCCGGCCGAUUUGCGUCUGAUAGAAGGCAUCAACUUCGAAACCGACGAAGCUUUGCUCACCGGUGAAUCGCUGCCCAUCGCCAAAGACGCCGUUCAAAUCUACUCGGCAACCGACGAUACCCCAGUCGGUGAUCGCUUGAACUUGGCCUAUGCCAGCUCAACCGUCUCCAAAGGUAGAGCCACCGGUAUUGUCAUUUCAACGGGACUCAAUUCCGAGGUUGGAAAAAUCGCCAAAAGUUUACAAGGCGACAACUCGCUUAUCUCCAACGACAAAUCCAAAUCGUUCUCGCAAAAUGCUUAUAUCACUUUCAAGACUGCCGUCGGUGCCUUUUUGGGUACCAGCGUCGGUACGCCGUUGCACCGCAAACUUUCUAAAUUGGCAGUGCUUCUAUUCUUCGUUGCCGUUGUCUUUGCCCUCGUCGUUAUGGCCACUCAAAAGUAUAACGUCAACAAGGAAGUGGCCAUCUACGCCAUUUGCGUUGCCAUCUCCAUGAUUCCUUCUUCUUUGGUUGUGGUUUUGACCAUCACCAUGUCAGUUGGUUCUAAAAUUAUGGCCACCAAAAAUGUCGUGGUUCGUAAACUCGACUCCCUAGAGGCGCUUGGUGCCGUUAACGACGUUUGCUCCGACAAGACUGGUACUUUAACUCAAGGACGCAUGAUUCUCAAACAAGCCUGGAUCCCUUCCUUCGGUACCGUUACCGUUUCAAAUUCUAACGAACCAUUUAAUCCUACCGUUGGUACCACCGAAUUGAUCCCUAGAUUCUCCCCACACGACUACAAGCACGAUGAAAAUGAAGACGUUGGUAUUAUUCAAGGCUUCAAAGACGCCUACUACAAAAACUCCUUGCCUACUGAACUUAACCCAGAAUUGUUUACCAACUGGUUGAAAACUGCCACCCUUGCCAAUAUUGCUCAAGUUUAUCAAGAUCCUGAGACUCAAGAUUGGAAAGCCCACGGUGACCCUACUGAGAUUGCCAUACAGGUGUUUGCUCACAGAAUGGAUCUUCCCAGAUCAGUGCUCACACUUGAAGGCCAAAAUGAAAGCGAGGAUGAGAAAGUUCAAUCUUCCUCUUCAAUUCCAAACUAUAAGCAUCUUGCUGAAUUCCCAUUUGAUUCCUCUGUCAAGAGGAUGUCUGCUGUUUACCAAAAUACAAAAGAAAACAAUAAGCAUUGUGUUUACACCAAAGGUGCUUUUGAACGUGUUUUAAGCUGCUGCACUCAUUGGUUACCUGCUAGCGAUUCGGACGAAUCCAAUGCCAAACCUAUGACUGAAGAAGACAAAAAAUGGGUUUUUGAAAAUGUUGAAGUCAUGUCGUCAGAGGGACUUAGAGUGCUUGCAUUUGCCACUAAGAGCUUCACCGAGCAAGAGGCACAAAAACUAGGUGAUAAAUUGAUUAAAAGCCGUGAUUUUGUCGAAAACGAUUUGAUCUUCCAAGGCUUGGUUGGUAUUUACGAUCCUCCUCGUCAAGAAACUGCCGCCGCUGUGAAACAAUUCCACAAAGCCGGCAUCAACAUUCAUAUGUUGACUGGUGAUUUCCCUGGUACCGCCAAAGCUAUUGCUCAAGAAGUUGGAAUUCUUCCUCGCAACUUGUAUCACUACCCUGAAGAGGUUGUCCAAUCAAUGGUCAUGACUGCGACUCAAUUCGACAAAUUAAGUGAAGAAGAAAUCGAUGAAUUACCAUUGUUGCCCUUAGUAAUUGCUCGUUGCAGCCCAGCAACGAAAGUUAAAAUGAUCGAAGCAUUGCACCGUAGAGAGAAGUUCUGUGCCAUGACCGGAGACGGUGUCAACGAUUCACCAAGUUUGAAAAUUGCCAAUGUUGGUAUUGCGAUGGGAAUCAAUGGUUCUGAUGUAGCCAAAGACGCUUCCGAUAUUGUUCUGAGCGAUGAUAAUUUUGCUUCGAUCUUGAAUGCCGUGGAAGAGGGCCGCAGAAUGACUGAUAACAUUCAAAAGUUCGUACUACAAUUGUUGGCAGAAAACGUGGCCCAAGCUCUCUAUCUGAUGAUUGGUCUUGCAUUCUUAGAUCAGGAUCACCUUUCAGUUUUCCCACUAUCUCCAGUUGAAGUCUUGUGGAUCAUCGUGGUAACCUCUUGUUUCCCAGCCAUGGGUUUAGGUUUGGAGAAGUCUGCAGCAGAUAUAAUGGAAAAGCCUCCCAAAGAUUCCAAAGCCGGCAUUUUCACUUGGGAAAUUAUUUCUGAUAUGUUUGUGUAUGGUAUUUGGAUGGCAGGCUGUUGCUUAGGUGCUUUCGUUACAGUUGUCUAUGGAAAGGGCAAUGGACAAUUGGGUUACAAUUGUAACAACGAAUAUACUGAUAGUUGCCAUUUCGUUUUUCGUGGCAGAGCUGCGGCCUUUGCGACCAUGACCUGGUGCGCGUUAAUCUUGGCCUGGGAAGUAAUCGAUUUGAGAAGAUCCUUUUUCAAAAUGCAACCUGAAACUGAUACGCCAUACACCCAAUGGUUAAGAGACAUUUGGUCUAACCAAUUCCUGUUUUGGUCUGUCGUUGGAGGAUUUGUAUCAGUGUUCCCCGUUGUUUAUAUUCCCGUGAUUAACCAUGAUGUAUUCAAGCAUGCGGGCAUUGGUUACGAGUGGGGAUUGGCUGUUGCAUUCACAGUGAUCUUCUGGGCAGGUGCCGAGUUGUACAAAUUUUUCAAGAGAUCAUACUACAAGAAUCAAGAUCGUGCUGAUAAUCCAGAGAAAGAUUUGGAGAGCAAGCGGGUUCAUGAUCCAUUUGAGAAGUAUAAUACAUCAUAUUCCGGUUCAUUUUCAGGUUCUACCGCUUUGCAGGUCACUAUCGUAGACCAGAAAUAG
Molecule: messenger RNA, 3267 nt
Organism: Lachancea nothofagi CBS 11611
Lineage: Eukaryota; Fungi; Ascomycota; Saccharomycetes; Saccharomycetales; Saccharomycetaceae
Source: the annotation of a GenBank genome assembly